UCCAAGCCAGCCUUGGCUACAUAGUGAGACCCUGUCCCUGUCUCAAAGCCCAAUAAUAAUAAUGAACGAUAAUAAUUUGUCAAGUAGUAUAGUGUGUGUGUGGCUUGUGAUAGGGCUCAGAGGGUACAGGCGAUUGCUGCCAAGUCUGAUGACGUGACUUCGAUCUCCGGGAUCCACAAGGUGGAAGAAGAGAACCGGACUCUCACAAGUUGUGCUCUGACCUCUACACACUUUGAAUGAGUGUGAUAGGUUUUUAGACGAUGUGUUACACCGGGAAGCAGAAUGCAAAUAAUUUGCUCACCCUUCUACUCCCACCUGACCCCGGCACUAAGCCUUUUUUGUUUGUUUGUUUGUUUUGAAAGUGCGGGAAAGAAGAAACCCAUGAAUGCACCUCUUAGUGACCCAACUUCAGGCCAGGUCAAGGGAUAGGAAAGAGAUUUACUUGGUUUAAAGACUCACUGGAGAGAGAUUAGGGGAGGUGUGGGGCGGGGAGGGCGGAGAGGGAUGGAACCAAGGCGGUGAGGGUAUGGAACCUUCCUGACCCCGCGGCAGGAGGAUGGCUGCUUUUGCCCGCCUGCUGGAGCGUCUCGGGUGGUCUGCUAGAGCUCAAAAAGCAGCGGAGCAGGAGACAGAGGCGGAGCGCCGGGUCCCCGGCGAGCCUGCGGGUCUCCUGACUGCGCCCCGAUGCUCCCAGAGGCUACUCGCGGGGGCGGCGACAGCACCCGGCCUGCGUUUCGGGGCGAGCGCGGUGCAGGGCUGGCGCGCGCGCAUGGAGGACGCGCACUGCGCUCGGCUGACUUUGCCCGGGCUGCCGUCGGGCUGGGCUUUUUUCGCAGUCCUGGAUGGCCACGGCGGAGCGCGGGCUGCGCGCUUCGGAGCGCGCCACCUCCCAGGUCACGUGCUAGGUGAACUGGGUCCCGCGCCCCGGGAGCCCGAGGACGUGCGCCAGGCUCUGCGCAGCGCCUUCCUCCGCGCGGACGCGCAUCUGCGCGCGCUCUGGCCCCGCAGCGACCCCGGCGGCUCGACGGCAGUGGCCUUGCUCGUGUCCCCGCGCUUUCUCUAUCUGGCGCACUGCGGGGACUCGCGCGCGCUGCUGAGUCGCUCGGGAUCCAUGGCUUUCUGCACCGAGGACCACCGUCCCCACCGGCCUCGGGAACGCGAGCGCAUCCACGACGCUGGUGGCACCGUCCGUCGCCGGCGCGUUGAGGGCUCCCUGGCCGUAUCCCGAGCCCUAGGCGACUUCGCUUACAAGCAGGCGGCCGGGAGGCCUCCAGAGCUGCAGCUCGUGUCCGCUGAGCCCGAGGUGGCUGCACUGGCACGCCAAGCCGAAGAUGAGUUCGUGCUCCUGGCCUCCGAUGGCGUGUGGGACGCUCUGUCUGGUGCCGACCUGGCGGGGCUGGUGGCGUCGCGCCUCCGUCUGGGCUUGGCGCCGGAACAGCUCUGUGCCCAGCUGUUGGACACGUGCCUGUGCAAGGGAAGUCUGGAUAACAUGACUUGCAUGGUGGUCUGCUUCCCAGGGGCCCCCGGGCCUUGUGAAGAGGCAAUCCAGAGGGAGACGGCCUUGGACGCAGCUCUGAGCCACAAAGUUGCCGAGCUGUAUUUGUCCGCCCAGGAACCCCCAUGCCUAAACACGGUUUUCAGGACCCUGGAGUCGGAGGACAUCCCAGGCCUGCCUCCCGGAGGAGGGUUGCAUAGCAAGGCCGCUGUCAUUGCUGAAGCUUACUCUAGACUCUGUCGGACUCCGGGGGAGCCUCGAGAGUGGGUACCACCAGCGCCCAGUCAACCCUUGACCUGAACUCAGGUGUGACAGUGGCUGUCCCCCGGGGACCAUCUGCAUAGCUCAGGGGGAAACCUAUGCUUCCUUACCAUGACAGGCAGAGGAAGGAAGACCAGCCAUGCAGGAACCUAGAAUCUUCAUUUCCCCUUCUCCUACUUCCCCCACGCAAGAGUCUCAUGAGGGGGGAACUCCACCAUUACCCAGCAGGGAAAAAAAAAAAAAAAACACGCCAAGCAUGGUUCUUUUUCUCCUCCGCAACAUUUAAAGGCAAACAGAUCCUGAGUGGUCAGUGUGUAACAGCCUUCCUAUUUUUUUAACCUUGUCCACAUGGAGGCGAUAAGAGACCCGAACAUGAAAUUUGAAUCAAUAAAGCAAUUCCAAAUGUA
Mesocricetus auratus (golden hamster) is the source of this 2163-nucleotide messenger RNA. RefSeq names its product protein phosphatase, Mg2+/Mn2+ dependent 1N (putative) (gene Ppm1n). The transcript has 5 exons. Gene Ontology annotation, biological process: protein dephosphorylation; positive regulation of canonical NF-kappaB signal transduction; positive regulation of canonical Wnt signaling pathway. Gene Ontology annotation, molecular function: protein serine/threonine phosphatase activity; manganese ion binding; magnesium ion binding. NCBI's taxonomy places the organism in Eukaryota, Metazoa, Chordata, Mammalia, Rodentia, Cricetidae. The coding region runs from base 557 to 1795 and encodes 412 amino acids. The record is from RefSeq and is a predicted model, not a curated record. Gene Ontology annotation, cellular component: nucleus; cytosol.